CGUAAGCGCCCAAAUUGAACGCAGUUUGAAUUAUUGUUCGUACAUAACCAAUCUUUACUUAUAAUUAUUAUUAUCCAUCGGUAAAAUCUUGGCGAAAAAAAAUAUAUUCCAUAAUUAGACUUGUGGAAAAAGUGUAUCAGUGAAUUUUGCCAAAAUUUUACUUUCUAAUACGUUAACUAUGACGUAUAAUGUAUCAUCGUAUUAUCUAUGUUUGUAGUUGCCAAAUAUGUCUAUUAUUUGUAUUAAAUAAUUGCAAAUAAAAGUAUGCAGUAUUUAGUGCGUAAAAGAGAAUAUAGUAGCCAAGAAAGAGAGAAUCUUGCAGAAGGGAAAGCUAAGAGGUCAUUUCCUUUCGAAGAAGAUUCUGCAACGAGUAACCAAAUGAAAAAAUUUAAAGUACAUACCAAUCAAUUAUCAAACACUAUGGGAAGCUCAUCUGAAGAUGUAUUUAUGAAACAUUCAACGACACUAUCAGAGACAUUAAGUGAGGAAUGUAUUUCACUUGUUGAAAAAUUGAGGCCAACUUCUAUCGCAACUUAUAUUGGGCAAAAACAAGUAAUUGGUCCAGAUACUGUUUUGAGGCACUUGUUAGAAAAGAAAGAAAUUCCCAGUAUGAUAUUUUGGGGUCCACCUGGAUGUGGAAAGACAUCCCUAACUAAUGUAAUAGCGUGCCUAGGCAAGGAAACAACAAAUAAUAAUAUGCAUAUUGUGAACUUAUCAGCUGUUAACUCUGGUGUGAAAAACAUAAGGGAUGCCGUUGCUGCAGCGCAAGACAAAUUCAAAUUUGGACACAAGACAGUUGUGUUCAUGGAUAAAAUUCAUCGGUUCAACAAGCUACAACAAGACAUAUUCUUGCCACAUGUAGAGGCAGGAACAUUUACUUUAAUUGGAUGUACUACUGAAAAUCCAUCGUACAGUUUGAACCCAGCUUUAUUAAGCCGCUGUCGUGUGUUUAUGUUAAAUAAGUUAACGGAAUCUAACAUAAAGGAAAUUCUUCAUAGGGCAAUAGGGUAUAUAAAUGGAAGCGUACUUGAAGGAGAGAGGCGAACGGACAGUAAAGAACAGAUUAUGUUUCGUCCCACCUCGAACCUUAGAUUUCAUAUGGUUGAUGAAGCAGUACAGUGGCUGUCAGAAGCAUGCGAUGGUGAUGCAUACGUAGCUUUAAAUACAUUAGAAUUAGCAGUACUUGCAAAAAGGUCGGACAGAUCAAACACAUCGUGUGAUAAUGUUUUCGCAAUAACUUUGAAAGAUAUGAAAGAAAAGUUAAUACAAGCGCAUUUGCUCUCUGACGACGAAACCAAUCAAAGCCAUCAUAUAUAUUCUGCGCUUCAUAAAUCAAUAAGAGCUGGUAAAGCAAAUGCUUCACUAUAUUGGAUGGCGAGGAUUAUGGCAGCCAAAGAAGAUCCAGUAAACAUUGCAAGGCGACUAGUUAGGAUAUCCAGCGAAGAUAUUGGUUUAGCCGAUCCCGAUGCUUUGGGUGUAGCUGUUCACACAAUGUAUGGGUGUCAAAUGAUUGGCAUGCCUGAGUGUGACGUACUUUUGGGGCAAUGCGCACUUUAUUUGGCAAAAGCACCGAAGUCUCGAUCAGUGUACAAUGCGUUAAAAGCAGCUGAAAAAGUGAUUUUGGAACAUGAAGGGCCUCAACCUAUUGUGCCAUUAGACAUGAGAUGCAGUUCAGUGGAAGCAAAGCUGCAAAGUAGCCUUGGUUGCACCAUCUAAUAAGACGAGGAGGUUACAGAGAAGAAAACAUUUUAUAUUUCAAUAGUUGUAGUACAUACAUUUUUUAAGAAAUAUAAAGUUUAUAAAAAACUGAAAACUAAUGUAUGAUAUUGUUAAAUA
Molecule: messenger RNA, 1836 nt
Organism: Dinoponera quadriceps
Lineage: Eukaryota; Metazoa; Arthropoda; Insecta; Hymenoptera; Formicidae
Product: ATPase WRNIP1-like
Exons: 4
Coding region: 265-1716 (483 amino acids)
Biological process (GO): regulation of DNA repair; DNA-templated DNA replication
Cellular component (GO): nucleus
Molecular function (GO): enzyme activator activity; DNA binding; ATP hydrolysis activity
Source: RefSeq, a predicted model, not a curated record